AUGGCCGAGGUCGUUAAUGGAGUGAACCAGCUCUCGGUUGACGAGAAAGCGAAGAACAAACCUCAAGCUGCUCCAAAAAAAGAGAAUAAGAAGACCAAGCAGCCUCAGAAACCUUUAAUUUUGGACCCACCACCAGCUUUCUUGGAUUAUAGAAUUAAGAUCUUCGAUGAGAUUAAGGCAAAGCAUGAUGCUGAAUUUGCUGCUCAGGAGAGAAAGCCCAUUAAGAUCACAUUGAAGGAUGGGUCUGUCAAGGAAGGCACUGCCUUUGAGACAAGUCCUUUCGAUAUCGCCAAUGGCAUUGGUAAGUCGUUCCUCGAAAGACAAGUUAUCUCCAAGGUAAACGGUGAGUUAUGGGACUUGGAGAGACCACUCGAAGGCGACGCUCAAUUGGAAUUCUUGGACUUCGAUCAUCCUGAGGGUAAGAUGGUUUUUUGGCAUUCCUCCGCCCACGUAUUGGGUGAAGCCUGCGAGAACCACUACGGUUGUCACUUGUCUUACGGUCCACCAACUGAAGAUGGCUUCUUCUACGACAUGUCUAUCAACGGAGGCGAAGGUGUCGUGUCCCAGGAAGACUUCGGCAACAUCGAAAAGGUUUCCACUAAGGUCAUCAAGGAAAAGCAAAAAUUCAUCAGACUCGAGAUGACCAAGGAAGAAUUGUUGGAAAUGUUCAAGUAUAACAAAUACAAGGUCAAGUUUAUCAGCGAUAAGGUUCCAGAUGGAACUUCUACCACCGUGUACAGAUGUGGUCCUUUGAUCGAUUUGUGUAGAGGUCCUCACAUCUUGCACACUGGUAAAAUCAAGGCCUUCAAGGUGUUGAAAAACUCUUCCUCAUACUUUUUGGGUGAUGCGAACAAUGACUCUUUGCAAAGAGUUUACGGUAUUUCGUUUCCUGACAAGAAGCUCAUGGACGAGCACUUGAAAUUCCUUAAAGAAGCCAGUGAGAGGGACCACAGAAAGAUCGGAAAGGAACAGGAGUUGUUCUAUUUCAACGAGGUUUCUCCAGGCUCUGCUUUUUGGUUGCCUCAUGGUACCAGAAUAUACAACACCCUCGUCGACUUGAUUAGAAGCGAAUACAGACAGAGAGGUUAUGAAGAAGUCAUCACUCCAAACAUGUACAACACCAAGUUGUGGGAGACAUCUGGUCACUGGGCUAACUAUAAAGACAAUAUGUUUUCUUUCGAGGUUGAGAAAGAAACUUUUGGCUUGAAACCUAUGAAUUGUCCAGGCCACUGCGUCAUCUUCAAGAGUCGUGAGAGAUCCUACAGAGAACUCCCAUGGCGUGUCGCUGACUUUGGUGUGAUUCACAGAAAUGAGUUCUCUGGAGCUCUUUCUGGUUUAACCCGAGUUCGUCGAUUUCAGCAGGACGAUGCUCACAUUUUCUGUCAGCAAGACCAAAUAGAGCAAGAAAUUGCCGGUGUUUUUGACUUCUUGCAGAGAAUUUACGGUAUUUUUGGUUUUGAGUUCAAGAUGGAGUUGUCCACUAGACCGGAGAAGUAUGUCGGUGACUUGAAAACUUGGGAUGCCGCCGAGAAGAACUUGGAGAAUGCUUUGAACAAGUUCAUGGGUGAAGGAAAUUGGGAAUUGAAUCCAGCUGAUGGUGCUUUCUACGGGCCAAAAAUUGAUAUCAAGAUUAGUGAUGCUUUGAAGAGAUGGUUCCAGUGUGCUACCAUCCAGUUGGAUUUCCAAAUGCCUCAGCGUUUCGACUUGGAGUACAAGGCUGAUUCCAACGAAAAGGAGAACUCCACUGCCAGGCCAGUAAUGAUUCACAGAGCCAUUUUGGGUUCAGUGGAAAGAAUGACUGCUAUCUUGACCGAGCAUUUCAAGGGUAAAUGGCCCUUCUGGUUGUCCCCAAGACAAGUCUUGGUUGUCCCAGUUGGUGUGAAAUACUUUGACUAUGCAGAGUCCUUGAAGGAGAAAUUGGUCAAGCAAUAUGGAUUUUAUGCUGAUGUCGAUCUUUCUGGUAAUACCUUGCAGAAGAAGGUUAGAAGCGGACAGUUGUUGAAGUAUAACUUCAUCUUCAUCGUGGGUGAGCAAGAGCACGCCGAAGAGAGUGUGAAUGUCAGAAACAGGGAUAUUCAAGAAGAGCAGGGUAAGAAUGCAACAGUAAAGUUUGACGAGGUUGUCAAGCAGUUGAUCAGGUUGAAGGAAGAGUACAGAGCUGACAACAAGUUGAUAUAA
Molecule: messenger RNA, 2178 nt
Organism: Candidozyma auris
Lineage: Eukaryota; Fungi; Ascomycota; Pichiomycetes; Serinales; Metschnikowiaceae
Gene: THS1
Product: threonine--tRNA ligase THS1
Exons: 1
Coding region: 1-2178 (725 amino acids)
Biological process (GO): threonyl-tRNA aminoacylation
Cellular component (GO): cytoplasm
Molecular function (GO): threonine-tRNA ligase activity; ATP binding
Source: RefSeq, a predicted model, not a curated record